GGCAACCUGUGAAGACCGCGAGCCACGUAACCAAGCCGAUAGAUUUCCACUUCUGCACGGAUGAGCGGAUUAAGCAGCACGGCGAAAGUCAGCCAGGCCCAGAGUAUAAGGAGAUGGAUUUCGCAGCCGCCCUGAGGAGACACCCGCCUUCUCCGUCCCGGGUGGGAAAGGGACCCACAGUCCCGAAGCCGUUCAAUCUCUCCUGCGGCAACAAGCGGAAGCUGGAUGAGCCCCCCACGGAAUAUGUCUCGCUGGCCCAGCAGGUGGAAAGCUUUCAGAAACGCACUCCCCUGCGGUACCAUCUGCGAAGCAGGAAGGAAGAGGAAGGCACAGGUCCAAGCAGGCCCUUAAAACCCAGACUGACCAACCCCAAAACUCCCCGCCUUGAAACCAAGAACCGCUCGAGACCUGUGACUUGCAAGAGCACUGUUGAGCUGGAAGACGAGGAGGUUGCAAAACUUCAGCA
Molecule: messenger RNA, 466 nt
Organism: Python bivittatus (Burmese python)
Lineage: Eukaryota; Metazoa; Chordata; Lepidosauria; Squamata; Pythonidae
Source: RefSeq, a predicted model, not a curated record